Messenger RNA from Ziziphus jujuba (common jujube), 1325 nucleotides. RefSeq names its product probable pectin methylesterase CGR2. Gene Ontology annotation, molecular function: methyltransferase activity. The record is from RefSeq and is a predicted model, not a curated record. The transcript is spliced from 8 exons. The coding region runs from base 270 to 1055 and encodes 261 amino acids. Lineage: Eukaryota; Viridiplantae; Streptophyta; Magnoliopsida; Rosales; Rhamnaceae. Gene Ontology annotation, biological process: pectin metabolic process.
AAAAAAGUGUAAAUCCAUGGUUUGACACACACGUCGUCGUUUUGGCUGUCACUGGUGGCUGAAAAAAACAGCAGUCAGGCUCAAGAUCUACUACUCAGGAAUCUCAAAGUCUCACACGGAUAUUUUAUUUAAUUAAACCAGCUUGGAUUGGAAUGAGCUCAGACUCGGUGUAAAGCCACAGAUCUGAAUCGGGAUUUUUGGUUGAAGAUCUCUCAGUCUCUCAGCCUUCUUCGCCUCCAUUCUUCCUCUGGCCUAUUACUAUUACAAUCAUGUCAAGGAGGCCGGUGAAUCCUGCAAGACGCGUUGCUGAUGGUGGAGGCAUGCCAUUCGUGGGUUCCUCACAAUCCAAAACACGCUCAUCUCCUUUAAUAUCAAUAGGGCUUGUUGUCACGGGUGCAGUUCUUCUUGUGCUCUAUUGUUAUAGCGGGCCAGGUGGACAGAGCGAUAAACAUAUUGUAAGUCGAGUUGAAGGUGGGGCUUCAUGCGCGUUUGAAGUACAGAGAGCUAUGCCUAUUUUGAAGAAAACAUACGGUAAUAGCAUGCAGAAAGUGUUGCAUGUGGGUCCUGACACAUGUUCAGUGGUUACUCAGUUAUUAAAAGAGGAGGAUACUGAAGCCUGGGGUGUGGAACCAUAUGAGUUAGAUGAUGCUGACUCAAAUUGCAGGAGUCUUGUGCGCAAAGGCAUUGUGCGAGUGGCUGAUAUAAAGUUUCCUCUUCCAUACCGACCAAAAUCAUUUUCUCUUGUAAUAGUGUCAGAUGCUGUGGAUUACUUGUCGCCAAAGUACCUUAACAAAACUAUUCCAGAGCUUGCAAGGGUAUCUACAGCUGGUGUUGUUAUAUUUGCUGGUUAUCCAGGUCAGAGUAGGGCUAAAGUUGCAGAGCUAUCCAAAUUUGGACGUCCAGCGAAAUUGCGUAGCUCAUCUUGGUGGAUAAGGUAUUUUGUUCAAAACAAGUUAGUAGAGAAUGAAGCAGCUUCAAAGAAGUUUGAACAGGCUUCAAAAAAGAGGUCAUACAAGCCUGCCUGCCAAGUUUUCCACCUUAACUCUAAUCAUUGAGAAUCUCAGCAUGUAUGUGUCACUGUUUCAGCUUUUAGGUGCAAAACACCCUGCCCUCCAGUAUGCUUUCAAUGCCCAAAGGGUUAAUUUAUAUGUCAUGGAAAUUAUAGAGCCAUCUUUUUUUUUCCCCCCCAAUAUGUAGACAGUAGAUAUUUGAUAAUUGUAUUUAUUGAGGAAGUGAUUUUCGUACGAAUUAGCUUCCUUCACCUUUACCAUGUAUUCUUAAAUUUUUAUGUUUUCAUAGUUAUAAAACAAAGCCUUUUUCUUUUC